This is a messenger RNA of Galendromus occidentalis (western predatory mite), 2382 nucleotides long. Its product is annotated as kinesin-like protein KIF19. Lineage: Eukaryota; Metazoa; Arthropoda; Arachnida; Mesostigmata; Phytoseiidae. The record is from RefSeq and is a predicted model, not a curated record. The transcript is spliced from 14 exons. Gene Ontology annotation, biological process: microtubule-based movement. The coding region runs from base 1 to 2382 and encodes 793 amino acids. Gene Ontology annotation, molecular function: ATP binding; microtubule binding; microtubule motor activity.
AUGAAGAUGAAUGGCUCGAAAAAGGCGUCGGGCGAAAAAGAAGACACCGGCAAACCGACCCGUCUAAUGGUUGCAUUGCGGAUACGACCCAUACUCAACGAGGAAAUCGCGAAAGGGGCCACAGUGAUUGCGAAUAAAACAGAUGAUCGCGCGGUUCUCCUAGUGGAUCCCACCAAUCGAGAUGGCGCCGUAUCAGUAGCUUCCAAGAAGGCAAGCCACAAACAGAGGGUUCAAACCCACAAGUACACAUUCGAUUGGGCUUUCGAUGAGCGGAGUUCCCAGGAUGAGGUCUACUCCAAAGCCGUACAACCCCUGGUCCAGAACGUGCUCGAGGGAUACAAUAGCUGUGUGUUCGCUUACGGAGCCACGGGAACCGGGAAGACCUACACCAUGGUUGGGAACGACGGAAACCCCGGCAUAAUGGUGCGGUCGUUCGACGACCUGUUCGGCAACCAGGAACGCCAAGACACUUGCAUCUACCUCUCGUAUCUAGAGAUAUACAACGAGAAUAUUCGAGACCUCCUGAGCAACUCGAACGAUAGUUUGGAGUUGCGAGAAGACCCGAACGAUGGCUACUACGCCGUAGGUCUCACAGAAGUCCAAUGCAUGAGUUCCAAAGAGGUGUUGAGACUCCUCCAACGCGGCAACAAGCGCCGAACUGUGGAAGCCACGGCGGCGAACGAGACCAGCAGUCGGUCCCACGCUCUCCUGAAGGUCGCUCUCAAGCAAACGAACGGCAAUACGAAUAAAUUCGGGAAAAUGUUCAUGGUCGAUCUGGCGGGAACAGAAAGGACGUCAAACACAAAAGCCACCGGGAAACGCCUCAAAGAGGGUGCCCAUAUAAACAAGUCGCUACUAGCCCUAGGGAACGUCAUCAACGCAUUGGCCAUGAAGUCCGCGAAACAUGUCAACUUCCGGGAUUCUAAGUUGACUCGGCUCCUCAAAGAAGCUCUGGGCGGAAACUGCCGAACCCUGAUGGUUGCCCACAUCAGCCCAAUAUCUUCGGCCUAUGAGGAAUCACGCAACACUUUGAUUUACGCCGAUAGAGCCAAAAAUAUCACCAUGAAAAUACGCUCAAACCUUGUCGACGUGAACACUCACGUCGGUCAGUACCAGGGAAUUAUCACCGAACUUCGUGCGGAAAUUCAAAAACUACAAGAUAAAAUCGACCAAAACGAAACGAACAACGUCAAGAUACUUCCGGCUCCAGUAUCGAAUGGUCACGCUUCAAACAAAAGGAUAGAGGAAGAGAAUCACAAGAACACGCAGGAAAUGAAUAAACUACGCAAGCAACUCGUCGAUUCGUUCAACAAGCAGAUGAUGGUGCGAUCGAAGAUGAUGGAAGUUGACAACUGUCUCCUUGCGCUGAGCACCGACUUGGAGAAGCUAAGCAUUGUCAUAAAUCAAUGGGAGACAGAGAAGUUGAAAACAGAGGAAGGAGGCGAGCCUGUCGAGGACGAGCCCGAUUACGUCAAGCAGGCUUGGGAGGAUGUCGAAUUUAUCCAGGGAGAGCAACAGAGAUUCCUGCAGCUCCGAGAGGAUAUCGAGAAAGAAUUCGAGGAGGCUAGAGACAGAACUUAUGAACUCACUGAAAAACUUCCGCACGUUGUUACGACAGAAGAUCAGAGGGAGCUUCUCCGCCUCCUGACCCAAUGUCAUAAACUAGAAGUUGAGAAAAUAGAAAUGCAAACAGAUCAGUUGAUCCGGGAGCAUGAGCUCCGACAAAGAGACUUGAUGAUUGUUCGAUAUGACCGUCAACGGCUUCUCUCGGACGAAAUAAUCAUCAAGCAGAAGCAGCUUAUCGAAGAUCUCUCACAAGGAAACAGAAGACGUCGAGCCAAAACCGUUCAAGCCGUGAAAGAGCUGAACGAUCUCUACCGAAUCUACGAGCAAGAGAUCCAGGACCUGUCGAAUGGACGGGACACGGUCCUCAAGCACCUGAACACGAAUCCCUACCGGCCUGAAAGCGUGUUAGGCUUGCGUCCUUUGGGAUCCAGUGAGAGCAUGUGGGAACUCAACCACAUGGAACCGUUGAACGAAGAAGGAGACGACGGCCAACCGCGAAACGACACGGCUCCACCAGGCUUUCCCAGACGAACGCCAUUGAGCACCGACUCGAUGGGCAAGAUAGCUCGACCUCAGCGAACGAGCUACUCUGAGCCUGUCUCCCCCGCAACGGUCAAUUUCCCUCCCGUCGAUCACAAUAAUUUCGUCGGCCGCAACGGCACUAACGGAGACGGCAACGACAUCGAAAAAGGGACUCGGCGGAUCAAUUCUGUGGCUCAGGAACGAAGAAACAGGGUUUCGGCCACCAGUCGCAUGUACAGCGGGGACCCCCGACCUGAUAAACGAGGGGAUCAAGACGGAUGCCAGAUCCAGUGA